This is a messenger RNA of Owenia fusiformis, 3409 nucleotides long. NCBI's taxonomy places the organism in Eukaryota, Metazoa, Annelida, Polychaeta, Sabellida, Oweniidae. The record is from the annotation of a GenBank genome assembly.
UAUUGGAGAUGCGUACCCUUUGGGAGACAUUAUUGCGUCUCCUUGUCUGCCUCAAAAAACAAGAAAUUAAUUUUCAUUUUUGUUGAUUGUAAGGUCAUUAAUUCAAAUUAUUUAUUUAGUUAUCCACAUUUCAUUUCUAUUUGGAUUAUGGGUUUGGUCACCCUCCUUUGUUUUGGGCAGAUAUUCAAGGGUGUGAUGGUUUACCCAGCCACUUUCCCAAGUAAAUCAAGGCUAAGAAUGUAUCACGUUUUUCAAGGAGUAUAACUAAAUUGUAGGAUUUCAUGAUUGGAGAACAACAUAUGACAUAUGGCACCAAAUAUGUUGUUAUUCAUGAGUUGACAGUGUGCCAGACAUAAACAAUGCUCAAUUAUAAGCUACCAGGUUACCACUGCAGAAUAGCAUGCAGUGACAACUUACAAUUUCAGGAAUAAAAUAUCUAACAAUCUGACAAUUCUAGCUGAAUACUACUUUGGAGGAUUAUUUCCAUUACUGGCUUCAGUUGUCAUGAGCUAUGAAUAAAACAUGUACUGAUGACACUCAAUUUUUAUGAGAUAAUUAUUAUUGAUAAAAUGAGAAGACUGAAUGAGAGGACUGGAUGUUUUAAACUUUAAUUCUGGUAGAUUACAAAUGAUGCAUAAAUCUAAAGGGAGCAUAACAAAUUUAACACAGUGUCUAUGGGGAAUGUGACAUCUGGAAGCUGAAUCUGAGAUAAGUACCAGAUAUGGCAUCUGUAGAAUCCUGGGGGGCAGACAAUACGACCCUUCAACACCUGAAAAAUGAUUCCAACUCAGGUCCAUCUGUUGAUGAAAUAGAAGGGGACCCCCAGACAGAAUUAGUAUGGGCAUUUCUAUGUUCAGCGUUUACCAUAUUUGGACUUCUACUUGCCACUCUUGUCUACUGCAGAAAAAGGUAUCUUUCUCCAAACAAUAUUAGGAAGAGAAAAUUAAAGAGCAUACAAGAUAAGAAAGCAAAGGAAGUGAAGCUGGUGGAGUCAGUAACUGGACAUCCUGUGCCCAUUGGGGAAUUUGUCAGCCAGUAUGCGUACAAGGCCAAGAAAAAUCUAGUAGACAUAGAAUUCCAGGCUCUGGAGCUCAACCAAGAGACUGAUCACAGCACCGGGUUUGCCAAUCUGGAGGAGAAUCAGAAAAAGAAUUCAUAUCCCGAUGUCUUGCCAUUUGACCAUAACAGAGUGAUCCUCCAGGAGGACACAGGGGAUGAUUACCCCACAGACUACAUAAAUGCUUCAUAUAUUGAUGGAUAUAGCAAACCAAAGGCCUAUAUUGCAGCAAUGGGACCAAAUAAAGACACAAUGGGAGACUUUUGGCAGAUGGUCUGGCAGGAAAAUGUGCACUGCAUUGUUAUGGCAUCAAAUCUGUUUGAACAUGCUAGGCAACAAUGUGAGCGCUACUGGCAUGGAACCCAUGGUCGCUAUGGUGACAUCGAGGUGUGGCUCAUGGAAACAGUUGUCACAUCUGAAUUUACUAUAAGGAUGUUCAAAGUAAUGAGGGAAGGCUAUAAGGAUGAGCGCUUUGUACAGCACUAUCAGAUCAGUAGUUGGAGUGAACAUGACUGCCCAGAUGAGAGUGCAGUCUUGGAAUAUAGAAGGGUCAUCAAGAGCUACAUGGCCAAUGUUCCCGGACCUGUCCUUGUGCACUGCAGCUCGGGUGGUGGCAGGACAGGGGCAUUUAUAGCACUAGACAUUAUUCUCGAGAGGAUUACGAGAGAAAAGAAUGUCAGCAUUUUUGACACGGUGUUGUAUCUACGAAACAGAAGACAGAAUAUGGUCAACAAUGUGGAGCAAUAUGAUUUUAUAUACAAGUGUGUUUGUAUGUAUGUGCAAUGUGGAGUGACAGUCAUACCUGCCUCUCAACUGCCCAUGGUGGUGCAGAGCAUGUCUCUUAAGGACAGGCAAACGAAGCUGAAUGGCUUUGAACGGGAAUACCAGACAUUGAAGGAUGUAGUACCUAAGUUAUCAGUUGGAGAAUGUGCAGGGGGACAUAGGCAUGAGAACAGGAAGAAAAGUAGAGAAAUUAUGCUUCAACCACCUGAAAGGGCAAGGCCUUAUCUGAUGACACAUGAUAGUGCCACAAGCACAGAUUACAUCAAUGCAGUUUAUGUAGAUGGAUUCAAGUACAAAAAUGCAUACAUUGCUACCCAAUGGCCAUUGAAGAACACUCAGGCUGACCUAUGGCGUCUCAUAUACGACUACAACGUUCAUGCAGUGGUUGUUCUGAAUGAGCCCACAUCACCUGAUAUCAUUAAUAAAUUCAAAUUCUGGGAAGAUUAUGAAAAGUUCUGGCCAACAAAGGAUGAUAAAGAUGCACUUUAUGGGCCAUUAACUGUUUUCAUGGAGCAUGAGACAGACUAUUCAAAUAUCACCACCAGGGACUUUCGUAUUCGCAAGCCCAAGAAGUAUGUGAAUGUAAUGAGUGAUCUCUCAGAAGCUGGCGAGGCUGACCCCGCCACAAAACUCAUGUUAGCAGAUAUGGCAUUGAUUCGUAUGGACAACAAACCCAAAUCAAGAUCUGCAGAGGGAGAGAAACACUGCCGUAUGUUCCAUCUGCAUUGCUGGCCAAAUGGGCAUAAAAUUCCAACUUCGAAUCUUGCCAUGAUAGAAUUGUUUAACAUGGUCAACCAGUGGCAGAUGGACACCAAUGAAAGUGGGCCUAUAUUGGUUGUAUCUAAAAAUGGAGUCAAUAGGUGUGGUGUUUUCUGUGCCCUGAAUAUUGCAUGUGACAAACUCAACACUGAGGGAGAGAUUGACAUUUUCAAAGCAGUCAAGUGUGUAAAGAUGAAUCGACCUCAAUUGGUCGAUAGUAUGAUGGAGUAUAUCUACUGCUACACCUUCAUGGUGGUAUUACUGGAGCUAUUACAGAACAGUUAUCUCCAAGGUAUUAUACCUAGGAUUCUCGUUACAGAAGAGGAGAGACAUGCCUUGGCCAACUCACCCUAUAUCUAUGAUAACCAAGCUUACACUGGACAAGGAGCUGAGCUUGAACCACAUUCUAGUACAUAUAUUUAAUGAGGUGGAGAUCUUGUACAUUGUAGUAUAUGGUAAAGCCUACAUAGGAUAGGAACAUGCCUUUACAUGGAUGCAUGCCUUAAAGCCUGUCUCUUACAUGAGAGCAUGCCUACAGUAUGAGGCUCAAACACUGAUCUGAUAAAGAAACAAAUAAGACAGAGUGAACAUUCCAAAUUAUUGGAUGGAGAAUCUAAAAAUCUACCAUUCACAUUCACAAAAUGUACUUGUUGGUUGAAUUGAUCAAAAUUGGGAACAGAAAAAUUGGGCACUGGAAAUUUGCUGGUAUGUCUAGAAUAUCAAACUAUUUACAUGUAUUUGAUACAGAAUCAAGAACAUUACAUUUUAUGUCAAAAAUUGAAAUUGAAAGCUUACUAAUAAUACAAUAUA